Messenger RNA from Menidia menidia (Atlantic silverside), 1353 nucleotides. Lineage: Eukaryota; Metazoa; Chordata; Actinopteri; Atheriniformes; Atherinopsidae. The record is from the annotation of a GenBank genome assembly.
UCCCAGAUGGAGGAUGACGGCGCAGGUCGGGUUUCUGACGAGUCAAGCUGUGCCGUGUGUGGAGAGACCUUCCUCGCUCCUAUGGUCCUCUGCUGCGUAGCCUGUUCCCAGAGCUUUUGUAGUUAUUGUUUGGAAAAGUUUUGGACGCAGUUUGGUGCUAAAGAGUGCCCUCUCUGCUUUUAUGAGUGUCUUGGAUUUCCACACAAGCCAUGUGAAGCACAUGGCGAGAGACUGUAUCUCCUCUGUAUGGCUGACUUGGAGCCAGUCUGCUCUAUUUGCAGGAGAUCAGACCCACACGUUAACCACAGAGCAUAUCCUAUCAAGAAGGCAUUUACAAAUUCUAAGGAGGAACUAAAGAGUGCCCUUCUGCCCUUGAAAGAGAAACUACAGCUUUACAGAAAAACUAAAUUGGCAUGCGAGGAAAUGGCAGAACACAUCAAGAACCAAGCGGAACACACUGAAACACAGAUCAAAGAUGAAUUUGAAGUUCUUCACCUUUUCCUGAAGGAGCAGGAAGCCGCCAGACUUUCUGCUUUAAAGGCAGAGGAGGAUCAAAAGAAUCUGAUGAUUAACCAGACGAUUGAGGAGAUGACCCAUGAAAUGACAUCUCUUUCCAACACCAUCAGAUUAGUGGAACAGGAAAUGACGAGUCAAGACAUACCAUUUCUUAAGAAUUACAAGGAAACAAUUAGAAGAACCUGGAAAAGUCCUCCUGAGCCUGAAAUGAUACCCGAUGCUCUUAUUGAUGUGGCCAAGCAUUUGGGCUCGCUAAAAUAUAAAGUCUGGGAAAAAAUGAGGAAAAUAGUUAAAUACACUCCAGUGAUACUGGAUCCAAACACAGCAGCAAGCUGCUUCAUCCUCUCCGAGGAUCUCACGGUUGUGCAGAACUCGACUCAGAUCUUCAAGCUGCCAGACAACCCAGAGCGCUUUGAUGUCAGUGCGGAGAUGUUUGCUGCCGACGGCUAUUCCUCAGGUCUCCGUAGCUGGGAUGUGGAGGUCAAAGAUAACACUUACUGGGUGAUAGGAGUAGCCAGUGAUUCCAUCAACAGGAAAGGUAAACACGUGCUGACGCCAGCGGAAGGAUUCUGGACGAUCCGAUACCGUAAUGGAGAGCACAAAGCCUGUACGGCACCGUGGGAGUCGCUCAACAUGUCUCGGAAGCCAGAGGUGAUCAGAGUGGUUUUAGACAUGGACAACAGGAAAGUGACAUUUUGUGACCCAGAACAAAAAAGGACUCUCUACACCUUCAAAGACAUCCUCACGCCCACAGUCUUUCCCUACUUCUGCACGGCUUGUAAAGAACAUCCUCUGAAAGUCCUACCAACAAGGAUCAACUUGUCAUUGGACCAUUAA